AUGUCUGGACGUGGAAAAGGAGGCAAAGUCAAGGGAAAGGCAAAGUCCCGUUCGAGCCGCGCUGGAUUACAGUUUCCAGUCGGUCGUAUUCACCGUCUACUCCGAAAGGGCAACUAUGCCGAGCGUGUUGGAGCCGGUGCUCCCGUCUACCUGGCUGCCGUGAUGGAGUAUCUGGCCGCUGAAGUUCUCGAGUUGGCAGGAAAUGCCGCUCGUGACAACAAGAAAACCCGAAUUAUCCCACGUCACCUGCAGUUGGCCAUCCGCAACGACGAAGAGCUGAACAAACUUCUUUCCGGAGUGACCAUCGCUCAGGGUGGUGUCCUGCCAAACAUCCAGGCCGUCCUGUUGCCCAAGAAGACCGAAAAGAAGGCUUAAAUUCGAUCGAAGUUCCCACCC
Messenger RNA from Ochlerotatus camptorhynchus, 396 nucleotides. RefSeq names its product histone H2A. Gene Ontology annotation, molecular function: protein heterodimerization activity; structural constituent of chromatin; DNA binding. NCBI's taxonomy places the organism in Eukaryota, Metazoa, Arthropoda, Insecta, Diptera, Culicidae. The transcript has a single exon. The record is from RefSeq and is a predicted model, not a curated record. Gene Ontology annotation, cellular component: nucleosome; chromatin. Gene Ontology annotation, biological process: heterochromatin formation. Bases 1 to 375 code for a protein of 124 amino acids.